This is a messenger RNA of Mauremys mutica (yellowpond turtle), 3836 nucleotides long. It is a transcript of the gene ANGEL1, whose product is annotated as angel homolog 1. The coding region runs from base 1366 to 3495 and encodes 709 amino acids. The transcript is spliced from 11 exons. Gene Ontology annotation, molecular function: 3'-5'-RNA exonuclease activity. The record is from RefSeq and is a predicted model, not a curated record. NCBI's taxonomy places the organism in Eukaryota, Metazoa, Chordata, Testudines, Geoemydidae.
UGGCGCCACCUGUGUCCGUAGAUGUGAAGUACGCGAGGGAGAGAGGGACCCUAGUGCGCCCACCCCUUUGUGUGUGCGACAGGGAGCCUCCGUGCUGGGCCACCGUGCCCGCAGCCUGCCUUACUCUUCAGCCGGGGGCCGCAGGAGUGGGCAUGAGGAGAGAAGGGGCAAAGCGAGAGGGAAUGAGGAGAGGGAGCUGCAAGUGCUUGGUAAGCAGCUACAGCCCUCAAUAAAACCUCUACGGUGUAUAUCAACCAAAGGCUGUUAUCUGCGCCUGGCAGCCUUGGGCAUCCAAAGAGGUUUGAUGGAAGAAGAGGAUCGGAUCUGAGGUUGCCAGGAUUAGUCUCCCUCAUGUUUAAAACUUAAAAGUACCACAGGCUGGCCUUUCUCCUACCAUGAUUUAUCACCAGCACUACACUGGAAGGGAGCAUCUUCAUUAAAGGGCAACGUGGUUAUCCAUACCCAACAACUGGCUUUUACAGGAUAGUGUGCAAGCCUUGAGUACUAGCCAAAUGCCUGCUUGUGGGGUUUGAAUCUUUUAUGGCUCAGAGUGAUGAAGGGAGUCUGCAGGCUGGAUAGACCAUGAGUUCCUGAGGCUAUUGGAUGGUCUGAAUACAGUAUAAUGGGGUAACAACACAGCCCCCUUGAGUGACAGUCUUUUCUAUAGUCUUUUUGGCCAAAAUAAUUAGAGUGUUUAAGAGAUGGGGAGAACAAGGGAGGAAACAGCAGAAUUUUAAGGUUUUUGGUCAUUUGGCCAAAGGGAGGAGGAUGCAGCAAAAUGAGGUAAUUAGGAGACCUAGAAAGCAAGUGAAGAGUGAGAAGUACCCCUACCCUUCCAAAUGAUUGCAAAAAUCAGCUAGUGGAAUAAAUAUGAGAGUAUGAUGCCCCAUAAGUGGUGGAGAAACCAGGCCCAAUGAUCAGGAGAGAGACUGUGUUCAGGCCUAAUGGAGACAAGAUAUUGUGACUAGAGUAGUCUCAUGAAGUCUGCCAGAAAUGGGGAUUUAUCUGCUCCAUCUGCAAGUCUGCCAGAGACAGAAUGAUUUGCCUUUGGAUAUGAAGAGCAGUUUCAUAGAGAGUUCAGAUAAAGACUAAAAUAAAUUCUUUGAGCAGAAGUGGAGAGAAACAAUAAUAAAUACAUUCAGAUGAUGUUUGUGUUCAAGAAUCUGAAACAUCCCCAUUAAAAAUGGCAAACAUAGGCCAAUAAAUUCCUGAAUGGGUGAGAAGAGGAAAUCACCUCCAACCCAAACUUACAGUGAAUAAAACAACCAGUCACAAGUGGAAAAGGAAACAAAAAUGCCUUGAGUGUCAAUUGAAAGGAUGACCCAGAUGAGGUAGGGAUUUCUCAUCUUGAAAUUGUACCACAGGAUGGCAAGCACCUCCAACCUCAUUAGUCUUAAGUGCUGUGAAAAGACACAAAGGAGGAAACAGGGGAAGAGAGCUCUAGUCCUCUGCAAUAAGGGCUUGUGCUGUCCCCCCUGGGUCUCUGUUGUUGGGAUGGAUGUCGCCUCUGCAGGACAGUGGAUGGGCGAUGAUGCUUUCUUUACGUGUCGAAAGAACGUGCUUCUGGCGAAGAGCCCGACCGCCCAGGUAGGGGGCAUCUCUUCUGUGCCCAGCAGGAGGUCAGUCCCAGAAGAGGAGGAAGCCCUGCUGCAGCAGCAGCUGGAGGAGGAAGCUGGUGGGCUACACAGCUGUGAGAGUGCUCUAGCAGUGGGGAAGGUGUCAGCCACACUGACUAGUGACUGGCUGGAAGGCUCGGAAUUAUUGAUGACCGGCCUCAGCAAUCUGAAUGUGGCAUCAGAGAUCACAUGGUGCAGUGAUCAGCAACAUGAUGAGCUACAUACCUUAAUGUCUCUAGGACCAAAGGAACAUGUUGUAGUCACACUGGCAAAAUUACCAGAAGAGGAAAGCGUGGCUACGGUGGGCAUUGCAGCAUGGUCAGCUGUAAGGACGCAGACCGAUCACCAGAUUAGUGGCUGCACCCCUUCAGCCCUGGAAAGGGAGGAUGAAGAUACUGCUGUGCUGGGCUGGAGCUUAGCGCAUGACACAGAGAUAGUGCCAGAGGAGGUCACAGCCUGGCCUGUUUAUGAUACAGGACAAUUCCAGCCUUUUCCAGCAGAGAGUUCUUACCAUGAGAUUUUAUGGAGGGACUGGGAGGAUCUCUGUAUCCAACUUGCUGUUCCAGAGCUGGGCUCAGAGAAUGGGCCUCUGUUUGAAUUCCGAGUCAUGUCUUACAACAUUCUGGCCCAGGAUCUGGUGGAGCAGAGCCCUGAUCUCUACCUGCAUUGCCAACCAGAUAUCCUGGACUGGAGCUAUCGUCUCCCAAACCUCUUGCAGGAGAUCCAGCACUGGGACCCUGAUGUUCUGUGUCUCCAGGAAGUGCAGGAGAAUCACUACUGGGAACAGCUGGAGCCAACAUUCAGGAUGAUGGGCUUUGUGUGCUUAUACAAACGGAGAACAGGAAAAAAGACAGAUGGCUGCGCAGUUUGCUACAAGCACAACAGGUUCCAGCUGAUCAGUGCCAGCCCUGUAGAAUACUUCCGGCCUGGCCUGGACAUCCUAAACAGAGACAAUGUGGGUCUGGUGCUGCUGCUGCAACCUCUACUCCCAGAGGGUGUAGGACAGAAAGCAACAAGCCCCCUGUGUGUGGCUAACACUCAUGUGCUGUAUAAUCCCCGCCGAGGAGAUAUCAAACUUGUACAGAUGGCCUUGCUCCUAGCAGAGGUUGACAAGGUUGCGAAAACCGUUGAUGGCAGCUACUAUCCUGUCAUCUUGUGUGGAGACUUGAAUGCUGUGCCUGAUUCUCCAUUGUACAAGUUCAUCCGGAAUGGUCAGCUCUCUUACCAUGGGAUGCCAGCCUGGAAGGUUUCUGGACAGGAAGACUUCUCCCAACAGCUGCACCAGUGGAAGCUGCAGACCCCACUCUGGCACAGCAGUCUGGGUAUAACGGACAACUGUCAAUAUGUCUCUCUUUGCCAGACAAAGAAAUCAGACAGACGAAAGUACAGCCGGGACUUCCUGCUUCAGUUCCGUUUCUGUGAUGCUGCCUGUGAACGACCUGCACAUCUGAUUCUGUGGAAGGGUGUGACAGAUGUUAAACCAGACCGCCCUGCACAUUGGCCCAAGCAUCUCACCAUAGUGAAUGAUCCUGAUCCAGAGCUCUUCUUCCCAAGGUCUCCAGGUGUUAUCCGGCAUGGCCUUAAUCUGACCUCUGCCUAUAGCCACUUCUUGCCCCAGAGAGGUCGCCCUGAGGUCACAACCAUGCCCAUGGGCCUUGGAGCUACAGUUGAUUAUAUCUUCUACUCGGCAGAGCCCAUUGAGAAUGGGAACGAAAGGGGUCGCAGGCUAUAUCGAGAUGGAGCUCUGAAGCUGCUUGGCCGCCUCUCCCUGCUCUCCGAAGAUGUCCUGUGGUUGGCAAAUGGCUUACCCAAUCCCUUUUGCUCAUCUGAUCACCUCUGCCUACUGGCUAGCUUUGGCUUGGAGAUCUCCAGUGCCUGAGAGAUGGGGAUCAUGUGGGUUGAGCUGGACUGAAUGCAGAAUACAGAAAUUGUGCAUUCAGAGCCUCAGUUGGCUCACAGGAAACUUCCUUUCCAUUUCCCCUGCACCCCCCAUGUAACAGGAGCAUGAGGGGCCCAGAGAGGUUGAGACCUUCCCUGCAUUGCUACUCCAUGGGACUCCAUUACUGGCUGAUGCCCAGUUGUUCUCUGGCUGCACUAUCUCUUAAAGGGACCUGGGAAAUUAACUUCCUUACCUAUUUGGUUCUGCUACAUCUGGCAGACAUUGUAGCUGUGAUGGUCUUACACUGCAGGAAUCAACAUGACUUCCGCUUAUUUACUUGU